UAAUUAUUUACCUUUUUUUGCCCUCCAAUUUUCACAAUGAGUCUGCGGAGUGCGGACAACAAAACCCUCUCUCACUGAACUGAACUGAACUGGUUGGCGGGAACCAAAACUGCGCAUAGAGGGUGAGUCCAGAUGGGAUCUGAACCCCAAUCGAUUCUUCCGAAAUGGGCGUCAAAACCCUGCAUUAUGGGAAUUGAUGAAGCUGGCCGUGGUCCUGUUCUUGGACCUAUGGUGUACGGAUGUUUGUACUGUGCUCGUUCCUAUGAGAAGACUCUUUCUACCUUGAACUUUGCAGAUUCAAAGACUCUAAAAGAAGAGAAGAGGGAAGAAUUAUUUGAAAAUUUAAAGGCUAAUGAAGCAAUUGGAUGGGCUGUUGACGUUAUUGAUCCAAAGGAGCUUUCUGCUAAAAUGCUAAAAAAGAAUAAGAUAAACUUAAAUGAAAUAUCGCACAACUCUGCAACUGGCCUUGUCACUAGGGUGCUAAACAUGGGAGUUCUUUUGACUGAGGUUUAUGUGGAUACAGUGGGAGACUCUGAGAAAUAUAGAGUCAAACUAUCUGAAAGAUUUCCUUCCAUCAAAUUUAUUGUUGCAAAGAAGGCUGAUAGUGUUUACCCUGUUGUGAGUGGAGCAAGUAUAGUUGCAAAGCAGGUUACAAGAGACCGAGCCUUGCGAGAAUGGGCACUUGAUGAAACAGCUGAAGGCAUAAAUAGGAGCUUUGGUUCUGGAUAUCCUGGAGAUCCUGAAACCAAGGCAUGGUUGGAACAACACAAACACCACAUAUUUGGAUUUCCAACACUGGUCCGCUUCAGUUGGGGCACGUGCAAUUCCUAUUUCAAAGACAUUGUUGAAGUCUUGUGGGAAUCAGAUAAAAUGGAUGAAGAUUGUUCUAGCAAUGGGAAACGGCAAUUGAAGUUGAGCAGUUUUGGUGUCACUGCACCCAAAAGGAAGAGUGAAGAAAUAGAAUCAAGUGGUAAAGGACGCUGCAGAUUUUUCCAAGCUCGUAAACUUGAGCAACUCUCUCAAUUUUAGCAAAGUUCACCUUUUGUUUAUUUGAUAGCUUUACUUGUUGUAGUUUCAAAUCAACGCCCGAUUUGAUUAUUCCUACUUAGUAAUUAAACACAGAUUGUAGAAUCUUGUAGUGUUUAAGAGAUGAAAUUUUAAGUGGGUAAUACAAUAUCCACAUCUGAAAUAUGAUUGCAGAAUUUAUAUUGUUA
Molecule: messenger RNA, 1214 nt
Organism: Manihot esculenta (cassava)
Lineage: Eukaryota; Viridiplantae; Streptophyta; Magnoliopsida; Malpighiales; Euphorbiaceae
Product: ribonuclease H2 subunit A
Exons: 8
Coding region: 133-1029 (298 amino acids)
Biological process (GO): mismatch repair; DNA replication, removal of RNA primer
Cellular component (GO): ribonuclease H2 complex
Molecular function (GO): RNA binding; RNA-DNA hybrid ribonuclease activity
Source: RefSeq, a predicted model, not a curated record